GUCAAUUGAUUGGCAUUGGUUCAAUGUAGGAUUCGUUAUUAUCGCAUCUAAUUGUACAUAUAUUUUUAGAAGCAAUUGCACAAUGCUUUACGAAAAUAUAAUGUUGUAUCAAUUGAAAAAAACUGGAGAUAUUGUGAGCCUCUUCAGCAAAGACUAGCUUUUGACCUUUAUUGUAGAAGGAGUACCUUCCUUAGCAUGGGCUUAUAGAUAUGUUUUAAUAAAUGAUAAUUUAAACACUUUCGAUGGAAUUGUAUAAUAUCUUGAAUAAAAUUAAGUUGCUUAUGCUGUAUAUAAUGGUAUUGGUGGAAAAAGCCAAAAUUAGGGAGUUAUAAUGAUGAGGGAUCCAUUUAAUAUGUACCCAACAAUUGGUUUGAACGUUUCAAUUUUAAGUCAGACCAAUCAUUAAUAGAUGCCAUGAGACAGAAUUUUAUAAUUA
Messenger RNA from Paramecium octaurelia, 436 nucleotides. The record is from the annotation of a GenBank genome assembly. Lineage: Eukaryota; Ciliophora; Oligohymenophorea; Peniculida; Parameciidae.